AUGAGGGAAGAUGUUCUACAACGAAAAUUGAUCGCAGAUGGGGAAGGGACAGCUGAAGAAAAGCGUUAUCAUGUUCUCUUGGGCCAUAUUCGUUCGCUUAUAGAAAAACCAUGUCCUGAAGAAGCUUCUAAAGCUCUACGACAGAUUGAAGUAGUAGAGUUCUCAUUGAGGAAACAAAAUUUAAUAGCAGAAUGUUGUGCUCUGCAAAAACAAGAAUACUCUGAGCUGAUCGAUAACAUAGAGAAAGAGAUUCUUGCAAGCAAAGAUAAAAUGGCUGAUGCCAAGAAAGAGCUUAAUGCGGCUAGAUUAGUCAGAAGGAACCGUCAAGAAUAUGCUCAGAUUGUGAAGCAGAUUGAAGAGUUACCCUCCAGAGAUGAGUCCGCAAGGAAACUGGAGGAGAUACAAGAAGAACUAACUCAACAACAUGAGCGUCAAAGGCUACUAGAAUCCAAGCUUAAUGAAAGAAGAGUUCAGUUACAAGCCUUCAACGGAAUUUUAGCCACAUUCCAGCAGUUCCUCGAUAACGAUGAAGGAUUGAGUACUUCGGAACAUGAUGAAGAAGAGAAGGACUCGAAGAAAGAUGAGAACAUGGAGACUGAAAUAGCUGAAUGA
Molecule: messenger RNA, 612 nt
Organism: Auanema sp. JU1783
Lineage: Eukaryota; Metazoa; Nematoda; Chromadorea; Rhabditida; Rhabditidae
Source: the annotation of a GenBank genome assembly